Messenger RNA from Epinephelus lanceolatus (giant grouper), 5273 nucleotides. RefSeq names its product ephrin-A3b (gene efna3b). Gene Ontology annotation, cellular component: plasma membrane. NCBI's taxonomy places the organism in Eukaryota, Metazoa, Chordata, Actinopteri, Perciformes, Serranidae. The record is from RefSeq and is a predicted model, not a curated record. Gene Ontology annotation, biological process: axon guidance; ephrin receptor signaling pathway. Gene Ontology annotation, molecular function: ephrin receptor binding.
AAAACAAAAAAAACUUGAAGUCGCAGUGAUGCCUGAUGUGUGCAGCGACUCGGCCACAAUAUUGGAGGAAUGCGCUUUUGUCGCUCGCAGGGGGUGGAGUUAGAAAGUGAACGAGUGCUGCCUACCAAACAGAGAGAGGGAGAAGGAGGAGAGAAAGAGAAAGGGGAGAGACGGGUGGGCAGGCUGCUCACCGUAAACGAUGGUUGUCGGAUAGAGUCUUGAAGACCUAAUGAAACUGGCCGGUUGAAUUGUUUGCAGGCGAUUGCAGCGCGCAGCAGCCCCGGCGUGCUCUGCAUCUCUCGGAUCCUUGGAGCAGGGGAAAGAAAACUGCAGCAGCACCGAGAUAAAGAACAGUUUUUAAAAAACAGAAGAGGACUUUAAUAUCUGUUGUUUCACCACCGUUUUUUUCCUCCACUCUUCAUUUAUCUUCAGUGAGCCCGUGCGCGCCUGCAGCAACUCUUUCCCCGGCGGAGAGGAGCGUUUCAUGCCCGGAGGUAGACCGACCUCCCGCUUGGACCCAAUACCGGCCUCCCACACUCCUCAGACGGGCUCAGAAGCAGCAGUUCCCGGCAUUUGCUGGGAUGUUUGAGUCGCGUUGUUUGGUGGGGUGAAGGGACCGAGAGAGUGGCCGGAGAGACCGAAAGGGGGACGGAGGCCGAGAGAGGAGCCGAGAGCAUGGCUCUGGUAGCGCUGUCUCUCUGGGUGCUAACGAGUCUCACCUGGGCGGACGUGGUCCAGGUGUCAGCCAACAGACAUUCCGUUUACUGGAACAGCUCCAACAUACAUCUGCGUAGAGAGGGCUACACAAUGCAGGUGAACGUCAACGACUACCUGGACAUCUACUGCCCUCACUACAAUGACAGCCAGCGCAUGGUGGGCACUGGCGAGCAGUACGUCCUCUACAUGGUCAGCUACCGUGGUUACAGAAACUGCGACCCCCAGCUGGGCUUCAAGAGGUGGGAGUGUAACCGACCCCAUGCGCCCCACGCGCCCAUCAAGUUCUCCGAGAAGUUCCAGCGCUACAGCGCCUUCUCGCUGGGCUACGAGUUCCACGUCGGACAGGAGUACUACUACAUCUCCACGCCCACCCAUCAUCACGGCCGCAGCUGUCUGAGACUACGAGUGUACGUGUGCUGCUCUACGGCCUCUGACGUGGAUGAUGAGCCAGAGCCUACAGAACCAGACUACACGCUUAGACCAGGCCUAAAAAUUGACGAUAUUGAUGAAUUUAACCCCUUUGUUCCCAAGCUGGAGAAGAGCGUCAGCGGAAGCAGCCCAUCCAGGGAUCGCCUUCUCCUCACCGUGACGAUGCUCCUUCUGGCCGCUCUCUUCAUCUCCUAGCAACGGCCAUCCCAUCAGCGUCACCAUGCCAACUAGCCUUGGGAGGGUGUACAGUAUCAGCGGGUGGGAGAGCUGAGGAGGGGGAGGGAGGGGGGGAGUCAGGAGGAGAGAGAGGAGAGUUGCAACACCACAAAUAGAGCAGAAGGCAAGAGGAGCAAGAAAUGAGAGUUUUCAAGCAUCACAGUGUGUGUGUGUGUGUGUGUGUGUGUGUGUGUGUGUGUGUGUGUGUGUGCGUGUGUGCGCGUGUGCGCGUGUGUGUUUGUACAGCUGUGUGUUUGAGUGGAGUGUGGUUUUGGUGGAGUUGAAAGACCUUCAGGCACUCGGUGACACAGACUGAACUGUGUGUUCCAUUAAAGUCAGCCUGUGCAUACAGAUGCAGGUGUGUGAGCGUGUGUCUGUGUGUGUAUGUGUGUGUCUGAACAAGCCACAGGUUGAGCUUGUUGAAUCAUGCACACCACACAAAGCAUUUAUACAACAGGAGAGGCGGGGCUGAAGUCCAAGUAAAAGAAAAAAAAAAAAAAAAUAGAAGACGAAAAAGCAUCAAAUCCACUCACCCAAUUGAAAACCAUUUGAAGACUUUCCCCUGGAUCUGAUUGGCUGAAACACUUCCUUAGGGCUAGUUGCCAUAGUUUCUUGCAACAAGAAUUAAACUGAACUCAAAUGAACUGAAUCAGAUAGAUUUCAUCAGAACUGAACUGAAAUUGCCUUUUUUUGUUGUUGUUGUUAUUGUUGUUGAUGAUCUUGAUGCUGGGAACUUGUCCCAGUCCACGGACGGGGGGCAAAAGGAACCAGCUGACAAACUGCGCAGGUCCUGUGUAGGAGACUAGUCAAAGUAGCUGAUAGUUCAUAAACGCACCCUGGGACUCCAGACGCCAGUGUUUUAGUUGUCAUAUCCACCAUCUGCUGUGUCAUCCUGUGUUCACCAUCAGUCUCCAGCACUAAUGAAGGCAACAGGGCUGGAUGGGGUCGGGAGGGGAAUUCAAAGCAUUUAAACGAUGAAUCAUUUACUUAAAGAAAAGAAAACGGGGAUUUACUGUAGAUGUGCCAUUGACACAGAAACCGCAAGGGUUUGUUGAUGUUAUUAGUUGCCGUGUUACUUUUCUGUCCUGUCUUUGAAGUACUCGGUUAGUCCUCUGUCAUCUCCGAGGUUAACGAAGCACACGAUGGCUACGGAGCAGCCAUGGAUACACUCAGCAAUACAGCCCUCCUCUCAGCCCGACUGCAGGCCGUCUGGAGGAGAGCAAGAGGAGGAAGCGCGAAGGACAGUCACUCACCCAUGCAUCUACGCCCAGGCCCAGUCCCGGACAAUAAGAAGCUCUCCACUGAUCAGUGUUGGUGUAGCAGCCUGCUCCACCAAUCUCAUCUCUGUAAACCCAUCCGUCAGAUGCCACAUGUAAACGGUUUUCUGUUGCUGUGUGAGUGAGUGGUGUGCGCUUGAAAGAGACAAACAUAUGUGUGAGUGUGCCACAUGCGCGUGUGUGUGUGUGAGAGAGUGAGAGAGAGUAUUUUAAAUGGUACUAACAGCCUGAAAAUACAUCCACAUACUGUACAUCUUAUAAGUAUGAAAAUGCAAAAUAAAAAAAAAAUCAAAACACAAACUAAAGCAACAAGUAAUACAUACAAACCAAGUGCUUUGGUGGGGAGGUGCGGCAAUUCAAAACUCAAACAACUGUACCAGUCGGUUGCUUCAGAAUAGCGUUUCCAUAGCAACUAGCACCUUAUUCACCAUGGUUACCCCACCCUGCCAACGAUGGACUCUAGUAGGGCAUGGCUUAUAGUAGCUGAUAACAAUGAUGAAGGUGAAAAUGAUUAUAAUGAUAAUGAAGGUGACGAUGAUGGACUGCAAGCCGACAGCUGGCCGAACCGGGUCACGCAGCGGCUCACCCACCGGCACGUGAGGCGUUCAAGUACUCGUGUAAAUGUCAAACGGACAACAGAAUGGAAUAACAAACUGUCUUGAAAUUUGCCAAGGUGAAAUGUGAUGUAAGCAUUUUUACAAACUUGAAGCUCAGUUUCCUUGUGGUUGUUUUUAUUAUGUUUUUUUAUUGUUUUGUUGAGUUUGCUGUGGUGUAUUUUUGGUUAUCUUGAGGGGGAAGACGGGGGUUUAAAAGCUGGAGAAUUGGGUGGGUUGAGCCAUACGUAAACUUGGGCUGCACUCUGUGAGUCUCUUACUUUAAAGUUAACUUAGUAUGAUUUCAAGAAAGAUAAAUAUAUAGACAAAUCAUAUAUAGUAGCUGUGGUUCCCAUCUGUUUUGGCUUGUGACCCCCUUAAAGGACACUUCACCACUUACAUACAGUGGGAUGAGUUAACUUGUCACAGGGAAUAUUAUUCAAACAGUUGUAAAAUGCCUUCAGUUCUGGAGGGAAUAAAACCCUGAUGAUGUCACUAGGGUUAAUUUGGAUUGGAGUCAGUGACCAGUUCAACAAAGUGAUGAUCAUACUCUAGCUUUGUUCAACUUGCGCGACACCUCUGUAGAUGGCGUGUGGGAGUGAGCUUGCAUUAAACGCGUUUGUUGCAAUAUGCUCCGAAGCACCAGGGGAUGCACAAACAGGAUCUUCUGGAAAUAAGCAAGAAGUCAAAGAGGAAGAACGUUACUUGAAAACUAGGCUGCCUGGCAACUGUAUUACACACUGUAGUGCCACCAAACAACACAUUUGUGUGCUGUCGCUUCCCUCGAAAGUCGAAAUUGUCAUACGGCUUUGUUUCACCCUGGGUCGCCACUCUUUCCAUGACCGCCAUGUCUCAUAUUCUUCCACACACUGAAGCAAAAAAGCCUCUUCUUUCCUUUAUGGUGGCUGUUUCUUUCCAAUAAGCUAAGGCCAUUUGACUGUCCUUGUAAUCUCUCGAUGAAGAGUCGUAGAGAUGUCUGUAGAGGCAAAUCUGCUUGACUAGUCUGCCCUAUUGAAAUGAAAAGUUAAGCCUGUGCAAGGGGUGUUAAGUCUAAAAAACUCAGAGGUUCACAAUCAAGUGCUGCAACAACUUUCAGAGCAUUUGCGCUUCAUGCAAAGGGAUGAUUACAUCAUUUUCUUGCACGCAAACUACAUAAACCUAGAUUUACCCAGUAAUUCCUAAGGUAAGCUGGAAACUAGUGUUGCAUCCUUGUAGGGGGUCUGGUCCACCAUGUUGGGAGCCACUGAUAUAUAGGAUUUUAUUCUAAAUUCAGGUAUUUUUUACAUCAUUGUGUGCUCGUAGUUUGAGAAUAAUGUGGCUUUUUUCCAAAGUAUAUCAGUUUGCUAGAUUAUUUUCUCAAAACUUUGGACAGCAAAAGCCCAUGUUUUUAAAUUUAUAGAAAUGUAAAAGCGCUCUUGUCACCUCAACAAGGAACAUGUAGUUAUGAUACAGUCUGCAAAGCAGCCCAGGUGUAUUUAUGGCUCUUGGUGGGAGGGCGAUGUAGGAAGGGUUUUGGGUUCUAGUGUGGAGUGGGAGGGUUGAAGAGCUGUGCGAGAGGGUAAAUCACUCUUCAAGAAGUUGCACUUAAGAACUUAGACACGAGAGCAAGAAAGUGUGUGUGUGUGUGUGUGUGUGUGUGUGUGUGUGUGUGUCAGGGAGAGUAAGAAUCAAAGCUCAUUUCUGUUAAUCACUUCAUGUCUGUGUGCAGGAGCUUUAGGGUGAGACACUGUCUGUCUUUGUUUGUGAUGGUGUCAGUAUGUGUGUGCGAGCGAAUGAAUGGGUGAGCGAGUGAGCAACAGUCUCUUUGUUUCUGCUCUUCCCAUGUGUGCAUGAGCGAGCGCGAGUGUGACCGAUUGUUGUCUGGCAAAACAAAAAAAAAAGCAUUUAAUAGUGUUGGAAACAACAGUUACAAUCAUGUUUACCUUCGACUGGAAUGACUUUAAAUGAACUUGAAAAUAAACUGUAAACUGAACAAACCAUAACAGAGGUUAUAACAAUGAUCAUGAUAACAAAAUAAUAAGCUUACAAAUCUUACUUUUAA